CUCUCGCGCCCCCAAAUCGGCUCGGCCCCAAAAUCAAUCACCCCGGCCCCAAAAUCCAUUGCAAAACCGCAGGAUUUUACUUCAGAAAUUAGCCCAAAAUUAGCGGAAAUAUCUGCUCGGAACCGCCCGAUCUGCUCCCGCGCCGCCACUCGCGCGCGAACCCUAGGAGAAUGGGGGAGGCGGCGGCGCCGGAGGGGCUGCUGCACAGGAGGAUAGAGUUCCACGCCGCCACUAAGCCUCCUCCUCCUCCUCCUCCGGCGGCGGCGGCUGUGGCCGUGCCGGGAGGAUUUCGAAUGGAGACGAGUCUAUUCGCGGGCGCUGAUAAGCGCGUGGCGGCGGCGGCGCGGAGCGGGCGCGAGGGCAGGAGGUUCGAGACUGGGGAGAGUAGCGGGAGCGGGUUCGAUCCGGAGCUCAGCGCCGCGAGGGUCUACCUGCGGAGAAUCGGUGCUGGCUUGCACAAUCUCGGCAAUACAUGCUACCUCAACUCGGUUCUGCAAUGCUUGACGUACACCGAGCCAUUCGUGGCCUACCUGCAGAGCAGCAAGCACAAUUCCUCAUGUCGGGCUGCUGGAUUCUGUGCAUUGUGUGCCCUCCAAGAUCAUGUUACGUCUGCUUUACGGUCAACUGGGAAAAUUCUGACACCACUGCUGUUUGUCAAGAACUUAAGAUAUGGUGCAGUCCUUAACUGCAAGGCAGGCAUUUCUCGUAGUUUUCGUAACACUAGGCAGGAAGAUGCUCAUGAGCUAAUGGUUAGCUUGCUUGAGUCAAUGCACAAAUCCUGCUUACCAUCUGGUAUAUCAAGUGAGUCUCCAAGUGCCUAUGAGAGGAGUCUAGUUCACAGAAUAUUUGGUGGCCGCUUAAGAAGUCAGGUGAGAUGUACAAAGUGCUCACACUGUUCGAACAAAUUUGAUCCUUUCCUGGAUCUCAGCCUUGAAAUUGGCAAUGCUGCCACAUUGAUGAAAGCACUUUACAAUUUUACCGAGGAGGAGCUAUUAGAUGGUGGGGAAAAGCACUACAACUGCCAGCAGUGCAAGCAGAAAGUUGUGGCAAAGAAAAGGUUUCUUAUUGAUAAAGCUCCUUCUGUGUUGACGAUUCACCUGAAGCGCUUUAGUCCUUUCAACCCUCUUCAAAAGAUUGACAAAAAGGUGGAUUUUCAAACAACUUUAAACUUGAAGCCAUUUGUCAGCAAUUCAGAAGGUAUGGAUUUGAAAUAUAGCCUCUAUGGUGUUUUGGUUCAUGCUGGUUGGAACACACAGUCGGGUCACUAUUAUUGCUUCGUUCGGACAUCCAGUGGGUUAUGGCACAAUCUUGAUGAUAACGAGGUCCGCCAAGUCCGUGAGGCAGAUGUACUAAGGCAGAAAGCAUACAUGUUAUUUUAUGUUCGUGACAAAGUAAGGAGCGCUGUAAUUCAAAAAGAUAAUGGUGAUGCCAGUUUGUCAGAAAAGAAAAUAAUAUCCGAGAAGAUUACAUGUAUGAACGGUGCCAUUCGGAAUGGUCUAGUGGAAAAAACAUUGGAUUUUUCUACAAUUGCCAAAGAAGAUAUAAAGUUGCAGAAGCAUGACCCAGAUAAGGGUCAGCCCAGUGAUAUUAGUGCCACUUCACAAGACCAGUGUUCAAAUGAGCAUAGCAGCAUUGAAGUUAUUAAUGCUUCAACAUCCCAAAACAAUGUAUCAGUACAGAAAGCCCCACAUACACUCCCAGAUGGUGUUGAUACCUUGUCCACCAAAGCAGAGCAAAUAGCACUGAGUGUUCAGAGGGAGACAAUGUCUCCAGGACAGCCUGAUGUUUUUAUUCUUGAUAUGAAGUCACAGAAGCUGAACCCAGAUGAUGGUCAGCCCAGCAAUAUUAGUGCCACUUCGCAGGACCAGUGUUCAAAUGAACAUGGAAGCACUGAAGUUACUAAAGCUUCAACAUCCCAAAACAAUGAGCCAGUACAGAAAGCCACAUGCUCACAUCUUGAUGGUACUGCUACAUCCACCAAAACAGAACAAACUGCACCAGCUAGUCAAAGGGAGACAACGUUUACAGCACAGCCUGAUGCUUGUGUUCUCUGUGAUGCAAACUCUGAUCAGAAGGCAUAUGAGAAGCCAUUGCAAGAAUUGCAACUAGAAUCUGAUGGUGCACUCACUGAUUCAGGCAAAGGCAUCCCUGCUUCUGCUUUUCAAUUAUGCAAUGGUGCAGAUGGGUUAUUGGGGGCAAACGAGCAGGCCAUUGAACCUCAAACAGAAGUGUUUUGCAAACCAACUCCUGAUAGCGAUGCAACAACUAUUGCACCAUUCAUCCCAACUGAGGAUACCGCUGUUUCUAAUGGAACACUAACCGGCAAUGAAGAUUCAACCAGUGGUAAUGAAGCUAAAGGGACAGAGCCUGUUAAGCAACAUGAUGGUCUAAUUGUGGUGAACGAGCUUUCUGUGAAAAGCAUUGAUGAUAAAGUAAAAGUAGAGGAGCAGACUGCUGUGCGGAACAAUUCACUGGGGGAUGGGCAGUCUAUGGCGAAGGAAGUCUCUGUUAUGGAAACUGGCCAUAUGGCAGAUGCAGAUGACCAGACCUUUAAGAAGAAUAACUCGCUAGAUACUGGACAUGUCAACUGCGAGAAGAAAAUCGGUUCUGAAGACUCUGCACAUGUGGCUAGUUCUGAGGAUUGUGCGCAGAUGAUGUGCUCUGAAAAUUCUGUCCAGGUGGUAGACAAGGAUCCAUGUCAUGGCAAUCUACAUAAAAUCAUUAAAAUCAAGUCAAAGAAGCAUGUGAGUCAUCCAGCUGUCAACUUUUAUUUUGGGUCCAAACAACUGUUGUUGGCGUCACUGAAACCAUGCAAGAAAAGGAAACACAAGAGAACUAGAAGGCGAUUGACAUCUGAUGCAAACGCUGAAAGUACUGGUGAUGAUCGGCAGACAUCAACAUCAGAAACUGUGCUUACUAGUGGCAUGUCGCGAAAAUCCCAUAGACAAAAACGCUCCCGUAACUCUGCAAGUUCUGAAGAUGCUGUCCAGAUGUAUAACAAGAAACAAAAUCUUGGAAAUUCCUGUGCUGCUGAACUUACCCUGGACAAGAAGGUCAGCAAGGAUGCAACUCUUGCUGCUGCUGAGCUAGCAGCAAGCUCAUGCCCGAGCUCUGUGUUAAAUCCUGAUUCAGGAAAAUGUGGGGUUACAGAUGAGAAAGGCUCCUGGCAUUUUAAUCUCCUCACGAGGGGUUUAAGAGUUCCACAAUGGGAUGAUGAUGACAUGCCAAAUACUAAAGCGGCAGAAAUGCAACAUUCGAGUUCCACCAGCAUUGGCUAUGUUUUAGAUGAACGGGACGAGGAAUAUGACCGUGGAAGGAGGAAGAAGGUGAGGAAAUCAAAGCAAGGUUUCAGUGGGCCGAACCCUUUCCAAGAGAUGAAAAACAUCAGAUCACGGCAGCGGAGGAGAAUACAAACUGACCAGGCCAGGUCUGGGCACCAGCCUCUAAGGAUAUGAGACAUUGUAGAAGCACAUCCCUGAUGUGUCCUUCAAUUUUGAAAUGAGUUUUCCUCUUUGUUAGAUUUUCUGUGUGUGUUACUGUUGUGUAGAGUUGGGCAUAUCAAUGGACCUUAUGCUCGUUUUUGUUGUCGAUUAAUUAGUGGAGAAAUGAAAUGACAACUCAAUCUGUUAUGUUUCAAUUCUGACAGCUUUAUGUGUUUUCGUCUC
Setaria italica (foxtail millet) is the source of this 3665-nucleotide messenger RNA. RefSeq names its product ubiquitin carboxyl-terminal hydrolase 23. NCBI's taxonomy places the organism in Eukaryota, Viridiplantae, Streptophyta, Magnoliopsida, Poales, Poaceae. Gene Ontology annotation, cellular component: nucleus; cytosol. Gene Ontology annotation, molecular function: cysteine-type deubiquitinase activity; cysteine-type endopeptidase activity. Bases 171 to 3455 code for a protein of 1094 amino acids. Gene Ontology annotation, biological process: protein deubiquitination. The record is from RefSeq and is a predicted model, not a curated record. The transcript has 12 exons.